AUGUCCUCCAGCAAAGAAGCAGAGCAUAUGGCCAACCAGGCCCAGCCUCAACAACCUCCUGCUCCAGCAUACAGCGAAGCAGGACCCUCCCAUUCCCAAUCAAAUGACAAAAUUCCCACGGCAGAGAACCCCUUCGACUUCCCUGAAUCUAAUCUUCCCACAUAUUCUGAAGCUUCAACAAGCAACCAACCACCUAUCGCGAUUCCUCAGGAAGCCCCAAGCCAAACAUCCCCUUUUCUAAAAGCAUAUGCACCAGCUCUCCUAGGCCACGGAAUCACCCAAGAAGCCUGGACUUCUUUCCUCGACACCAUAUCCGCUUUCAUGACCGCAAAGGUCGGGGAGCGAGCUGUCAAUCACGCUGGAGACAUCGCCAAGACUGUGGGCCAGCAGCCUGUCUCUUACGUCAAAGGAGUCGGAAACCACGCCAAGAGCGUUGGCAAGAAUAUCGUUAACAACACAAAGAAGGGCAACAUCAUCGGUGCAGCAGCUGGUGUUGUCGGCGGCGCGAUAUCUAUCCCACUAGGUGCUGUAUUUGGCGCCGUAGGAACGAUCGUGGGCCUCCCCGGUCGCACUAUAGCCGCUGCUGUCAAGAAGCCUCAGACACCUGCCGAGAGAGCUGUUGCAUAUGUUGCUGUUGCAAAUCACGACUGGCUGAACAAGAGAGGUCUGCACGCGAGCAUAGUCACCACUGAGCAGCUUUCCGAGAUUGUUGGUGUUUCUGUUAAAGCACUACUAGAGGCUUCGGCCGAAGGGAACAAGAGUGAAGGGUCUUUGGGACCCUUGGGUGCUUUGAGUGAGCAUACUGCUCAUCUUGAGGUCAAAGGGCCUGGUGUUGUUGAUAUCAGCAAGGAAACGUGGUGGUUGACUGUUGUCCAGAUCGAGGCCGCCUCUUGA
Molecule: messenger RNA, 894 nt
Organism: Fusarium coffeatum
Lineage: Eukaryota; Fungi; Ascomycota; Sordariomycetes; Hypocreales; Nectriaceae
Exons: 1
Coding region: 1-894 (297 amino acids)
Source: RefSeq, a predicted model, not a curated record